Messenger RNA from Kwoniella shivajii, 846 nucleotides. RefSeq lists its product as uncharacterized. NCBI's taxonomy places the organism in Eukaryota, Fungi, Basidiomycota, Tremellomycetes, Tremellales, Cryptococcaceae. The record is from RefSeq and is a predicted model, not a curated record. Bases 1 to 846 code for a protein of 281 amino acids. The transcript is spliced from 6 exons.
AUGCCUGUGGGCGACCCCAGGAGACAGCUCACUGUUCCCCCGAAUCAGACUUACAAAUCGACCUCGCCUUCACCUCAAUCAGCUCCUCCCACCUUGACCACCCAUGUCACAUCCAUCAAUGAACAUCAGACGUCAUCUUCAAGCUUGCAAUCGAAGUUCAUACCGCCCACAAGGAAGAAGAGCAUACCUCUAGCUUCAAGGAGUGUUCAUCCACUGCAGAUGGAGAUUGAUCGAUUGACAGCUGUUUGUGAAGAACACGAAAGAGUUAUAAGGUCCAGUCUGUCAACGAUCAAGCAUUAUGUAAUAACUAAUAUGCCAGAUAUCUUUGAUCGUGUGAACAAACUUGAUGAUGAUGCAGAGGCCAUAACAGCUACGGUACAACAAACUUUAUCAGCGCAUAUACCACCUUUCCAAUCUCAUUUACGUAAAAUCAUAUCUGACAGAUCAUCGGAUGUUGAUCUGAUGAAAAAAAGAACUACACCUUGGAAAGAUGUGGUUUCAGAUAUGGGGUUAUCACCCUCGCAUAUAAGAGAGAAUGGUGAUACUAAGGAUCAUGUAGGAAUCGGGAAAUUGAAAAGAGUGAAUAGGUCUGAGGGGGAUGGUGAUGCUUUAACUAGAAUGGAAAUGUGGGCUGAUGAAGUGGAAAUGUACCUCUCUUCCGAAAUCGUUAGAGCGAAAGAACAGUUAGUUAGUAAAACUGGUAAAAGAAAAUUCUUAUUACGCUCGAUAUUUUUCCUUAUAUACUUGAUAACGGCUCUCAUUUUGGGAUUACUGGUUUUCUUGUUGGCCAAAAGGGGAUAUGAUCAUUUCAAACAUAUUCGACGGCUUCAGAAAUUAGGAAUAUAG